UUUUGGACAUAUCUUCCUUUGAACCAAAGCAAAAUCAGUGGUGUCCUACCAUUAAGAAUCAUAGUACACCGCAUCCACAGUGCCACGGUUUACAAUGAAUCCAGUCUAUUUUCUUCUCCAGGUGCAAUUUCUGCUCAGUAUUUUGUUAAGCUUCUGUUUGGGCCUGGAGUUUACUGGAGCUCCAGGACAGUGGGCCCGCUAUGUACGCUGGGAUGCCAGCACCAGAAGUGACCUCAGCUUUCAGUUUAAAACAGAUGUCUCUGAUGCCAUGAUCUUGUACUUUGAUGAUGGUGGAUAUUGUGACUUCCUGCAGCUAAUGAUCAUUGAGGGAAAGCUUCAGCUGCGGUUCAGCAUUGACUGUGCAGAGACCGUUGUUACAUCUGACAAGAGAGUCAAUGAUAGCAACUGGCACUUCACCACACUUAGCCGGUACAACCUGAGGACUGCCCUGCGGUUGGACAGCGAGAUCAAGGCGGAUGAGGUCAAGCCACAGCGGCAGUUUAUGAAGAUUGUUAGUGACCUUUUCUUAGGAGGUGUUCCACUGGACAUCCGAACCUCAGCACUAACACAGCCAAGGGUGAAGGAACAGCCGCCAUUUAAGGGAAUUAUUACAGAUCUGAAGUAUGGGAACACAGAACCCAGGCUUAUCAACAGUCACAGGGUACGCUUGGACAUGGAGGGUCUUUGCGCAGAGAGCCCCUGUGUCAACGGAGGUAUCUGCUCCAUAGCAGAUGGGGAACUGCUCUGUGAUUGUUCCAAUACAGGAUAUAUAGGCCGUUUCUGCGAAAAAGAUUCAACAGACGAAGCGAGUACUCCAGGUUUCUUGAAUUUGAUGAUGGGCGAUCAAGCAAGAGAGGAAAAUGUAGCCACCUUCCGUGGUUCUGAGUACUUCUGCUACGACCUGUCACAGAACCCCAUCCAAAGCAGCAGUGAUGAGAUCACACUCUCCUUCAAGACAUGGCAACGCAACGGUCUCAUUCUGCACACGGGCAAGUCAGCUGAUUAUGUGAACCUAGCGCUGAAGGCUGGUGCCGUCUCCCUUGUCAUCAACCUGGGCUCUGGGGCUUUUGAGGCCAUCGUGGAGCCCGUCAAUGGCAAAUUCAACGAUAACGCGUGGCAUGAUGUCAAGGUCACGCGCAACCUGCGACAGGUGACUAUAUCCGUGGAUGGCAUCCUGACCACCACAGGCUACACCCAGGAAGACUACACCAUGCUUGGAUCGGAUGACUUCUUCUACGUGGGAGGAAGCCCAAGCACAGCCGACUUACCUGGCUCUCCUGUCAGCAACAAUUUCAUGGGCUGCCUGAAAGAGGUCGUCUACAAAAACAAUGAUAUUAGACUAGAACUGUCACGAUUGGCCAGGAUCGCGGACCCCAAGAUGAAGAUCCAAGGCGACGUAGUGUUCAAGUGCGAGAAUGUACCCACCCUGGACCCUAUCUCCUUUGAAACACCUGAAGCCUACAUCAGCCUCCCCAAAUGGAACACCAAGCGUAUGGGCUCCAUUUCCUUUGACUUUCGGACCACAGAGCCUAACGGUCUCAUCCUUUUCACCCAUGGGAGGCCCCAGGACCGGAAGGAGGCCCGCAACCAGAAGAACACCAAGGUGGAUUUCUUUGCAGUAGAACUUCUAGAUGCCCACCUUUACUUGCUCCUGGACAUGGGAUCUGGGACAAUCAAAGUGAAGGCCACCCAGAGCAAAGUGAACGAUGGCACCUGGUAUCAUGUGGACAUACAGAGGGAUGGAAGAUCAGGUACUAUUUCAGUGAAUAGCCGCCGCAUUCCCUUCACAGCUAGCGGGGAGAGUGAGAUCCUUGAUCUGGAGGGCGAUAUGUACCUGGGAGGAUUACCUGAGAACCGGGCAGGCUUGGUGCUGCCCACUGAGCUGUGGACAGCGAUGCUCAACUAUGGCUAUGUAGGCUGCAUUCGGGACCUCUUCAUUGACGGGCGCAGCAAGGACAUCCGACGUAUUGCUGAAGCCCAAAGUGGUGCUGGGAUUAAGCCGUCUUGUAGCAAAGUCAGUGGGAAGCAAUGCGACAGUCACCCAUGCAAGAAUGGUGGCGUCUGCAAGGAGGGUUGGAACCGCUUUAUCUGCGACUGCACCGGAACUGGCUUCUGGUCCAGGACUUGUGAAAGAGAGGCCUCCAUCCUGAGCUACGACGGCAGCAUGUACAUGAAGGUGGCAAUGCCAUCUGCUAUGCACACGGAGGCAGAGGACGUGUCUCUGCGCUUCAUGUCCCAGCAUGCCUACGGCCUGCUUAUGGCUGCCACGUCUCGCGACUCCGCAGACACACUGCGCCUCGAGUUGGACGGCGGCCGUGUCAAGCUCACUGUCAACCUAGAUUGUAUCAGGAUAAACUGUAACUCCAGCAAAGGACCAGAGACGCUGUUUGCAGGACAAAAGCUCAAUGACAAUGAAUGGCAUACGGUCCGCGUAAUUCGACGUGGUAAAAACUACAAGCUCAUGGUUGAUGAUGAUGUGGCUGAAGGUCAAAUGGUGGGUGACCACACACGUCUGGAGUUCCAUAACCUGGAGACAGGCAUCAUGACAGAGCGCCGCUUUGUCUCCUCUGUGCCAUCGAGCUUCAUUGGCCACCUGCAGAGCUUCAAGUUCAAUGGCAUGCUCUACAUUGACCUAUGCAAGAAUGGUGACAUAGACUUCUGUGAGCUCAAUGCCCACUUUGGCCUGCGUUCCAUUGUGGCAGAUCCUGUCACCUUCAAGACCAAGAGCAGCUAUUUGGGCCUGUCCACUCUUCAGGCCUACACCUCCAUGCACCUCUUCUUCCAGUUCAAGACCACGACCCCAGAUGGCUUCAUCUUUUAUAACAGUGGUGAUGGCAACGACUUCAUCGCGGUAGAGUUGGUGAAGGGGUACAUUCAUUACGUGAUCGAUCUGGGCAACGGUCCCAGCCUCCUCAAAGGGAACAGUGAUCGUGCUUUGAACGACAAUCAGUGGCACAACGUGGCCAUCACCCGUGACAGCAGCAACAUGCACACGCUCAAGGUGGAUGCUAAAACCGUCACUCAGGUUGUCAAUGGAGCCAAAAACCUAGACCUAAAGGGAGACCUCUUUGUGGCCGGUCUAGGCCCAGGCAUGUACAACAACCUACCCAAGCUGCUGGCCUCCCGCACUGGUUUCCAGGGCUGCCUGGCCUCUGUGGACCUCAAUGGACGCUUGCCCGACCUCAUCAAUGACGCACUGUUCCGCAGCGGCCAGGUUGAGCGCGGCUGUGAAGGUCCGAGCACCACCUGCCAGGAGGAUUCUUGCGCCAACAUGGGCGUGUGCAUCCAGCAGUGGGAGAACUUCACCUGCGAUUGUUCCAUGACCUCCUAUGCCGGCACUCAGUGCAAUGACCCGGGGACCACCUUCAUCUUUGGCAAAGGCGGUGGGCUCAUCACGUAUACAUGGCCCAAUAACGAACGUCCCAGCACGCGCACCGACCGGCUCACGGUGGGUUUUAGCACCACCCUGAAGGAUGGCAUCCUGGUCCGCAUUGACAGUGCCCCUGGGUUGGGAGAUUACAUCAUGCUUCACAUUGAGCAAGGCAAAGUUGGUGUCACCUUCAACAUUGGCACAGUGGACAUCAGUGUUCGGGAAGCUAACCCAGUGAAUGACGGGAAGUACCAUGUUGUGCGGUUUGGGAGGAAUGGAGGCAAUGCCACACUGCAGGUGGACAACUGGCCAAUCAACGAGCACUUCCCUACAGGCAGCAGCGACAUUGAGCGUUCUCAAACGACUAAUAAGAAAAUCACAUUCAAAUAUACCCGCCCAGUAGAAGAAUGGCUACAAGAGAAAGGUCGGCAGCUAACCAUCUUCAAUACUCAGGCGAGCAUUACAAUAGGUGGGACAGACCGGGGUCGCCCAUACCAAGGCCAGUUGACAGGCCUGUACUACAACGGGCUAAAGGUGCUCACCAUGGCAGCAGAGCGCAAUCCCAACAUCCGGACCAAUGGCAGCGUGCGCCUGGUGGGAGAGGUGCCCUCCGCCUCGGGCUCGGCAACCACCACCACCUCACUGCCUCCUGAGAUGUCCACCACCUUCAUCGAGACCACCACUACUCUGUCCACGACCACCACCCGCAAGCAGCGCUCCUCGCCAACCAUCCAGCCCACGACAGAUGACAUUGUGUCAUCAGCUGAGUGCUCCAGUGAUGACGAAGACCUGGAGGAGUGCGACUCAGGACAUGCAGAUAAGACCUUGUCUACGUCGGCUUUUGAAGGUGGUUACAAAGCUCACGCACCUAAGUGGGAAGCCAAGGACUUUAGGCCUAGCAAGGCCUCCGAGACGGGCAGGACUACCAGCACACCCCUGUCACCCGUUGUGGGCGGCACCACAGCGCAGCCCUCCAUGCCCAAGCUGCCCGCAGGAAAAAUGGACAACCGGGAGCCAAAGCCCCAGCCUGAUGUGGUCCUGCUCCCUCUGCCCACAGCCCAAGAGGCCGAUGGCACCAAGCCCCGUAGCCCACCAAUCACUUCUCCCAUGUUCCGUAACGUGCCAGUGGCCAGCCCAACAGAGCCUGGCAUUCGACGGGUCCCUGGGGCAUCUGAGGUGGUGCGAGAGUCAAGUAGCACCACUGGCAUGGUGGUGGGUAUUGUAUCAGCGGCUGCUCUGUGCAUCCUCAUCCUGCUCUAUGCCAUGUACAAGUACAGGAACAGAGACGAGGGCUCCUACCAAGUGGACGAAACCCGCAACUACAUAAGUAACUCUGCACAGACAAACGGCACUGUGGUGAAAGACAAACAGCAAGGCGCAAAGAGCGCAAGCAAGAAACCGAAAGAUAAGGACAAGGAGUAUUAUGUGUAAAAUUUUCACUAAAAAUAUAUCUACUGAAGAACUACCUAACAAAACUUUCACCAUAUUUGACGUUGUGGUUCAUGGUGAAAAUCAACUGCACAAUCAGUGAACAUGAAAAUGCACUGUAAUAUAAAGCACACUUACAAUUGUAAGCAUAUCAAGAAGGGGGUAUUUGCAACAUUGGCAUUGCCAUUUUUCUUCUACCUGGUCUGACGAAUUGUCAGUGUGGAAUAUUUCACCACUUCAUCAUUAUCCUAACUGACUCUGAGAGGUAUGUGAUCCUUUGGCGUUAACCUUAUUCGUCAUAACCCUCUACGAGAAAAUAAGAAUUUGGGCUAUUUCGAGCAUGUAUGUGACAUUUUCCUGGUGUCUUUACAAGA
This is a messenger RNA of Scleropages formosus (Asian bonytongue), 5172 nucleotides long. Its product is annotated as neurexin-3b-like. Lineage: Eukaryota; Metazoa; Chordata; Actinopteri; Osteoglossiformes; Osteoglossidae. The transcript is spliced from 21 exons. The record is from RefSeq and is a predicted model, not a curated record. The coding region runs from base 95 to 4801 and encodes 1568 amino acids.